AUGCAGAUCAAGGGUUCCGAGAGCCAGCUGAAGCCUGUGAAGGAUAAAGUGCGCGCGGCAGUGAAGAAGCAAAGACUAAGGUUGGAGGAGUUUUUCCAGCCUUUCGACGUUACUCGCACGAAAAAGGUUAACGAAACAACGUUCGUCAGGGCCAUGAACGCCAGCGGCAUCGGGCUCACACAGGAGGAGCUGGGACUGCUGAUAAACCGUUACAGGCUGCCGGCGGGAAACGGGUUGAUCGACUACCAGAAGUUCUGCGACCAGAGCAACAAGGUUUUUACUUCAAAGCACCUGGAACGCACCCCCGGAAAAACGCUCAUACGCAGCCUGCAGAGUACCCAGCCUGCCAUUCUGGGCGCUGGUAACCCUACCCUGACUCCCACAGAAAAGCUGCGCACGGCGGACGUGCUGGAGGAAAUGCGGCGCAAAGUUCGCGACGGAAGUCUCAUCGUAAAAAAUCUGUUUAACCAGUUCGACCUGCACACCAGGGGGUGCGUCAGCGGGGAACAGUUCCUGCGCGCGAUCAGCUGCCAUGGUCUUCUUUCUGCGGACAAGGAAUACAACAACUCAAACGGCGAUGAAACCGCGGGAGAGCGGCUCGAAAGGUUGCUCGUGGAGGAAGCAGUUGCACGCCGAAUCGAGGUGAUGGACUACCUCAGCUCAGCUGUGGGAGGAGAAAUGACCGGCACCAAGCACCCCGGGGUGGGAUCGGGCGGGCUAUGCUCGAGAGAACGAUUCCAGCAGCUGCUAAGGGGGCUCUGGCGGGCCCACUUCACAGACGAGGAGGCGGAAGCCCUAGCCGACCGCUACCGCCCGCCGGUGGAUUAUGCCUCGGCAAGGGGGCGGGAACAAGGCCGGGAGGAGGAGGCGUCGUUGUGCCCCCGAGCUAAGGAAGCGAAGGAUGUGGAGAACGUCAUGUUGGACAUCAGAGGCAGGAUCUCCCGGGAGCGGAUCACUCUGAAGCCGGCCUUCAAGGGGCUGCUCCCAACGGACGCCCGCCUUUGCGAGCUCCUUACUCGUCGAUAUGCGGUUUCCGACUUCCGCCGGCAAACAACUAUCCAUCAGGGGUUCGUGGCGUACAAGGAGUUCCUCCAAGACGUGGAUGCUCCUACGAAGACGGAGACGCAAGCCUACAUCGAUAACUUCGUGUUCGGCAGGGACCAGAACCAGCCGUUCGACGCUCCCCAGAAGCACCAAGGCACUGAUGGGGGGGGGGGCGAGGAAGAGGGAGGCAAAGGGCUGACGAAAAGCUCGAGCAGCAUCUUGCGGUCAGCGGCGUCGCUGACGUCGGAGGCGUUGAUGGGGAGGGGAGGGGUUGGGUUUAAUCCCGCCCGCGAUUGCGAUGCCAUAAUUCGUGACGUGAGGCGGACCACCGCGAGGGAGAGGGUGCGCAUGAUGGAUCUUUUCAAAGACUUCGAUCGUCUGCAACACGGAACAUGUACCCAGGCCCAGUUGGCGAGGGUCAUGAAGACACUCGACCAUCCUCUAUCCGACAGAGAGUUGGCCGCCGUUUGCGAGAGGUACAAGAGCAACGCCCCGCGCGAGUGCUCUCCUGGGGACGGCACUCCGCUGAUCUUCUACAAGAACCUGGUGUCCGACAUUGAGGCCGUCUUCACAGUCGAGGAGUUGGAGAAAAAGUCGGCAGUCACUAACGUUGAGCAGGCGGUGCGAGAGGCGAGGGGCGUGGAUCGGCGAUUGAGAGGCGAAUCGUCCAGGCUGGAGGAGCUGACCGAGGAAGAGCAGCGGAUGCUGGCCAAGUUUCUGCGGGAGCUGGCGAUGAAGGUGGCACUCCUGGCUGCCAUCGGUGCGUCUCUUUGUGCCCUCUGCUUGUUCUUUGCCUUCGCUUGGCUUGCGGGCGCGUCAAGGCCGCGGGUGAACAAGGACAGCCUAUGCCUCCCUUCCCUCUUCACGGACUACGACCGCUUCAACGUCGGAGACAUCACCGAGGCCGGAAUGGAGAGGGCCCUGGGGGGAGCCUGCCUCCUGCCGCCCGAGCCCAUCUUCCGCACGAUCGUCAAAAAGUUCAGGGAGCACUCCCGCCGUAGCUCCGGGGGCGAGGUCAACUACAAGGCCUUCCUUGCGGCGGUGGAGCUCGCCCAGGACCCGCUCGCAACGCCGCGCGACCUGCCCAAUGCGACCAAGUUCAGGGCCAUGCGGGCGGAGGGGGGAACUGAAAGCUUCGUACCAGCACCGGGUUCAGGCUCAACCUCCCAAGGAGGGGAGGUGACGUGUACGGCCAUGCGGCACUGUCUUGUCCUUGCCGACGUCCGCCUGACAUCACCGGAGCUGGCCGCGGUGGACAGCGCGUUCCGGAGCACAACGAGGCCAGAGAUGAUCGGCUGGAGGGACAUCUGUAAGGCAGCUGUAGACGCCUACAACAACAUAGGUGCGGCCACGGAGAAAAAUAUGUCAUUGCGAGUUGGGAGAAGUGUAUUGUUACACUACCAGCUCUCCGAGAUCCUCGAGUCGGUCACAGGUCACAAAAGGUUCAUGGGUGGAGGCGCUUCUACCGUGGCAUCUGGGGGAGAUGAUAGCAGCGGCACCGCGACCUCUUCCCCUUCCGGGUGGAAGGAAGAAGAGCUUCUGCUCAAGAUCGACGGGGAGAUCAAGGCCAGGAGUCCCAAUCUCGAGGCACGUGAUAUCUAAAAACAACCAUCUCCGCCCUCUGGAUGGCACGGAACGCACAAAGUCUACACUGAUACCUGGUAUUCUUUCGGUUGGAUGCCUCGCUCUAAUAGCGUUCUUUCGGUACGCUUAACGAUACUCUUAGGGAGUGUGGAUAAUAUAGUCUUGAGCUCUAUGUGGCAACGGGUCCAAGGCGACCGGGCUAGAGCACGAACCACAACGUUCCUCCAAUUGAAGUGAUCACAGACGAGUGCACCAGAAGGGGGAGAGCGCGGCGAUCAUUUCGUUCCCACGUCUAUUCCCAUCGAAAAUGGCUGAGGUGACUGAUGGGGGGAUUUGGUCCUGGCGGGUCUCACGGUGGAGAGAACGACUCACCGAACCCCACGUAAAGAUUGUUUGAUCCUGAACCAAGUUCAGAACGAUGGAUAGUAAAAGGUAGGAAAUUAUUGUAGGGAGACUGAAGGCGUGGAAAAGAAUCACGAACGAGAGUAAGAAACAUAAUUCUAGAGUUAGGUUUGGGCGUGGGGCAUGAUUUUUCCGCUCCGACAUGAUUAUUCCCCAUAUACCCUGCAUCACAGGCGCUCUUCAAGGAAUUCGAUCGUUCCAAUCGUGGGACCGUUACCGAGGCGCAGUUUUUCUCUCUUCUCGACCAGGCAAGUAUUUUCCGUCUCCUCGCACGUACGACGUGCUUCAUGGCUACGAUUACUCUCUCCCUCUCUGGCAGAAAUCAAUGGAAAGACACUCGCCGUCUAUGCAGAUCGUGAAGUUGUCUGUUUGCGCAAACGAACUAUGGAAUAUCGUCCGAUGUCAACAAGAGCCCACAAAAGUAGAAAAAUAUCCCUCACCAGCAGUGGAUUAUCCCGAUGCCGAGUGAAAUUUUGACGGGAGAGGAUGAGAGGGUGACGCCUGCAGUAGAACAACACGCCCUUUCUUGACAAUAUUGCUUCCGUCCAUCGUUCUGCCGUCCUUUCACAUCAGGGGCUCCCGAGGAUACACUUUACGGAAGAUAACACCAGCACUCUGGCACGGCUGUUUGUAGACCGCACAGGAUGUGACUUUGGGGGGAAGGUUCGGUACAAGCAGUUCAUGGAGGCUGUGGGCGCUUCGGCGUGAUGGCGAUUUGCAUGAUUCGCAUGAUGCGAAGUAUACAGAUGUAUACUACUUCAGACUCAGAGCGUAGUCGGGGAAAGUCGUUGUUAUCACAGUGGUCGUCAUCACAACCACUUGUACUAGACCGCAGUCCGAGGGUCCAUUCCCGAUAGCGAUGGCCGGGGGAAUCGACUACUUCGUACAACAAUCAACAUGCGUCGAUACGUUCCAGGAGAGGAUUUGCAUGCCCACGGAGAGACCCAAAAUAUCAUCUAUAUGCCGUCCUCGCGCUAUUGGCGAAAACACCUCGGAGGGUGGUAGUCAAUUGACGUCAACCCCACUCCUCACUCCGCGACUCCAGCAUCGUGUGAUUUCAGCGGCAGUUUGUGUGCUGCCUACACAACUGCAUCUUGUGUUGAAUUUGUUUUGCUUCGGUUUGCCUCUCCGCCGUGACGUUCAACCGACCAACAAGGGUUACUUGCCGAGUCGAAGCAUGGACUCCCGAUGAGUAUACCUCAAUCUUCGUUCGAACAAUAAUAUUUCCCGUCCUUGUAUCGAACUCUCCGUAGGCCUACAUGUAAACGACCCAACGAUUUGAGCUCAUCGCAUUGAAAUCAGCGCUGCGCCUGCGCUUCCACGUUGUUAUAGAUCCGUUCAUGGCAGCAAAUAUAUCUGCUUCGACAGCUCGCUGAAACAAGAAUUAUCACUCGUCGCUCUUCUGUGCCGGAGUCUGGCUUAGUUGACGGUGGGGGUAGUGCAAGAAACCUUGUCAUAUGUAUUCCUCGAGCCCCGGCCUCCUCGGAACAAAACAAGACAAAACCUCAAUCGUCUGUCAUC
This is a messenger RNA of Ectocarpus sp. CCAP 1310/34, 4551 nucleotides long. The record is from the annotation of a GenBank genome assembly. Lineage: Eukaryota; Phaeophyceae; Ectocarpales; Ectocarpaceae.